Molecule: messenger RNA, 2647 nt
Organism: Pogona vitticeps (central bearded dragon)
Lineage: Eukaryota; Metazoa; Chordata; Lepidosauria; Squamata; Agamidae
Source: RefSeq, a predicted model, not a curated record
UUGCUAGUUGGGAUCUUCAUUUUAUUUCGGAACAAAUUUGCUCUACCUGCCGGCCUGUAAGGCUUAAUCGCCUGUGAUUGAUGGUUUGAGGCCACCAUUGGCAAAGUGUAGGUCUUGGGCAGCAGGCAAAGAAAUGGUGAAUCCCUGGGCCAGAAAAUCACGAAGAGGCCAAUCCUGAGUGCUGACCUCCAUCUUAUGCCAAAGCAGCAAAUUAGCACAGUUGUGUGUGCAUGUUCUAGUAUAGAAAAGAAACAACUUUGUGGGCUAAAUAGGAUUUAGUUACUGCACCAUAAUAGAACCUCCCAAGCAUUUGGUGUUCAGAAACUAAGAGCAUCGAAGAACAUAGUAGCCAUACAGAGUACAAACCAAAUGGCAAGAUUUUCCAGCAAGAUUUGGAACUGGACUUUUUUAUUCUAUACAUCUUGCCUUUCCUGAUUCCUCCUUCCCUGUGUGUUCCUGUGGUGGUGUUGUUUUUUUUUAACUACUGGUUUUAACAACCCAGCUAUUUAUUUUAGAAUUAUUUAAUUUGGUCUGUCACCUGCUAGGUUAGGUGUCAGGAACUUGCUGUCGCCUGAAUGGACAGGGACACUUUUGCUUACUCCACUAAGUUUUUUCGUGACUAUAGUGGCCCAACUCGGGGUGCAAGCUGCCAGAGUCACGAACAUGUUGACUACAUUGAAAAACCGGAAGUGUUCACUUACGCAGACUUCUUUAAGGAUUACUUGAUCCCCAAUGACCCCUGUGUUUUCUCAGCAAAAUUCACGGAGGGCUGGGGCAGCAGGAGAAAAUGGGUGACUCCAGAUGGGAAGCCUAACUUUGAAUAUCUCCUGCGGACAUUUGGGGAGGCUGUAGUACCUGUUGCCAACUGUGAUGUCAAGGAAUACAAUUCUAACCCAAAGGAACAUCUUAAACUCAAGGAGUACAUAAAUUACUGGAAAGAACACAUUAAAAAAGGCUAUCGAUCACCCCGGGGCUGCCUUUACCUCAAGGAUUGGCAUCUGCACAGGGCCUUCCCAGAGCAAGAUGUUUAUACCAUUCCUGUCUAUUUCUCAUCUGACUGGCUGAACGAAUACUGGGAUGCCAUAGCAGUGGAUGAUUAUCGUUUUGUUUACAUGGGACCUAAAGGUUCAUGGACACCAUUUCAUGCCGAUGUCUUCCGCUCAUACAGUUGGUCAGCCAAUAUCUGUGGAAAAAAGAAAUGGCUGAUCUUCCCUCCGGGACAGGAGGAGUUCCUGCGAGACCGCCAUGGCCACUUGCCGUUUGACAUCACCUCCCCAGAGCUGAAGAAGGGCAGCCUUUACCCCCGCUAUGCCCAGAGUAGCCCUCCGGUUGAAAUCAUACAGGAAGCUGGCGAGAUCAUCUUCAUCCCAAGUGGCUGGCACCAUCAGGUUUACAAUCUGGAAGACACUAUUUCCAUCAACCACAACUGGGUGAACGGGUGCAACGUGGCCAUCAUGUGGAGCUUCCUCCAGGAUGAGCUCGCUGCUGUCCAGCGGGAGAUCAGAGAAUGGAAAGACAGCAUGGAGGAUUGGCAUCUACAGUGCCAGGUAUUGAUGAAGUCUUACACAGGCAUUGACUACAAGGAGUUCUACAACUUCCUCAAGAUCAUUGCGGAAAAUCGGAUUUUUGUCCUUGAAAACCACCAUUCUGAGGAAGAUGCCUCAAAGCACUCCUACAGAGCUGCUAUCUCUGGCUUGGGGAUGCUGCAUGCAGUCUUUGAUUUGAAAAGAACUGCAAAGGUCUUGACCUCUCUAAAUGCCAAUGAAGAAUUCAAGAAACUGAACCCUGAAACCCUCUCCCCUCCACCUUCGGCGCUCUUGCACCGCCUGAAAGCAGCCAUAGACACAGCCCUCCUCUAGUUCCAUGAUUCUGACCACUUGCAAAAACGCUGCUUUUGCAAGCUGGGUGCAUGCUGAUCCAUCCUUUCCAUCACCCCAUUUAGAAGUCUUAAGCACAGUGAAUUUCUUGGUGAAUGGGGAAUACAAGUCAGAGUGCUAGGGGGUUUAAAAGUGCAUAGGAAACCAGCAAAGGAGGAGAAGUGGUAGCAUCCCUUUAGUACACUUUGGUGGAGAUGGUCCAGUAGCUUGUUGAGAACUAGCUACAUGAAUGUGGCUUAUUUGUGCCAGUUGUUCUAAGCUAAGUCCUUGCAUCCUGCAAUACUCUAGGGCCUAGGCUCUUUCCUUUGCAGGAAGGCCCACUGAAUGCAAUGGAAUACACUUAGGAUUGUGCCCCUUGUUUCUUGUGGGGUAGGCUUUUAGGGCAGCACCAAGAGACAUAUAGCAUCCAUUUCAGGUUUUGGGUAUGCUGGUGAAGAAAGAAGCAUGUGUACUGUACCAGUAGGUAUGUACAACUCACUUGUUCAUAGUCCCCAGCAAGUCUCCCUUCUCUUCGCUGUGUAAGGGGGGCGGGGGGGUCAGGUGUAUUCACCUCAGGCUCGGCACUACACGUUCAGGGACUCUGAGCAGAGGCAGCUCAGCGGGCCUGCAGGGUCCAAGCAUGGCAUCUGAAAUAUGAGUGCCCUCUCUCCAGAUCAGCUGCGCCCGUUGUGAGGCAGCAAGUCCUCCUGCUAACCCUUCCUUUCUUUAUCUGCCUUCACAUAUUCAGUGAUUGCCAGAACAAGAAGGCCUAAGAAUAGGUGUGCAGUUGG